AUGAUGCCAGUCCUCAUCUUGAAGGGAGUUCCCCUUCCCCGAAGGACGCAGCGAAAUCUGGUUAGGCUAAAGCUGCUACGCUCAGUUGUUUGUGUAACAGUCUCUGCCACUAUUUAUUCUGUGGACUUAUUGACCAUAAAGUUCAUUAGCUUCGCCUGAGCCACGAGCAUCUCUAUAUGGCAUCUGCAUUGUUCGCAUGUACAAGGUGCAACGCCCGUCAUCCAUUCGAAGAACUUUCUCAAGGGCAACAGCUUUGUAAAGAUUGCCGGGGUGCCUUCCCAAUUGUGAAGUGCACCUACUGCCGAACAGAAUUUCAGCAGGAAAACAGCAAAGGCAGUACACACACAAUCUGCAAAAAAUGUGAGCAGAACGUCAAAGCUUAUGGAAAGCCCACUGCGUGCGAGUAUUGCAACAUUAUUGCUGCCUUCAUUGGCAGCAAGUGCCAACGCUGCACCAACUCCGAGAAACGCUAUGGACCCCCCGUGAACUGCGAACAGUGCAAGCAACGCUGCGCCUUUGACCGCAAAGAUGAUAGCCGUCGUAAGGUGGACGGCAAGCUGCUGUGCUGGCUGUGCACCCUGUCCUACAAGCGUGCCCUGGCCAAGGCAAAGCAGAAUGACCCAAUGCGGCACUCUGCACUCAGCAAGGGGGGCUCUGCCUCGGCGGCACACCACCACCAUCACCACCACCGGUCCUCCUCGGGCUCUGUCGCCUCGGUCGGCGCGGCAAGCACGGGGGGCCAGAACCACCACCACCAUCGCAGUGGCAGCAAGCACUCGACCACCUCUUCACUCACCAACCACAAGUUGAAUACCGAACACAGCAGUAGCAAGCGGCCACGGCUGGACCCUGCUAAGCUAGCCAAUGGCAGUGUUCCCCUUAGGAGUGCCCCCGAGAACAGUGGCCUGAUGGACCCCAACAGCAGCGACCAUGUGGUGGCCCUGACUCAGCUCAAGGAGCAGGUGUCCUCACUGCAGAAACAACUAAACCUAAAAGACCAGCAACUCUUAGCCAAGGACAAGCAGAUUGCAGAGCUGAAGGCGCACAUGUCGUCCGAUGAGAGGAAUCACCGAACCAAGCUGCAGGCAGAACAGAAGCGGCACACCGAAAUAGUGCAGGAGCUGACGAACAAGUUGCUUGCCCUGCAGAAGCAAGUUGUUGCCAAGGCCAAGAGCAGCCGCAAGAGCGCACUGGCCGCGACCGACAGCCCCUCUUCACUCAUCUCGUGACCUUGAAGGGGAUGGGUGACUGUCACGUCUUCAUCCCCCUCACCCCUUGUAGCUGCCCUCCUUCAUGCCUCUCUCAAAAACAAAAAGGAAAAAAGAAAAUAGGCUCUGAUUUUUAUUCAUUAUCAUUUUUAACAAACAGGUCUAUGUUAUUCCUGUCUUUUAUUUACGUUGCAAUUUUUUAGAAAUUUUUUUUAGGGCAUUUCUUUUUUUUUUUUUUUUCACCCCAGGGGAAAAAUUUUACGUACAUUCGUUUUAGUUGUGGCAAACCCCCACCCCCCACAAGGAUGUUUAGUUGAGCUUUCUGUCGUCAGGUGGUCAAUCAUGCUUUCUGUAUUUGUGCUGACCGGCUUUGGGAGGCGGAAGUUUAUUUUACUGCUGCUCUAAAUGCAGAUGAGGGUUUUUAUGUUUUCUCUGGUUUCGGUAAAUCGGUAUGAUCGAACGGUGUCCGGUGUUGAGCGAUCUUCAACAUACUUGGAAGCAUAGAUUUGUGGAGACAGACUAACACUGACCGAUUCACAUCCAUCUCUGUAAAAUCAAGAUCAUUUACCACACUGUACAUUGUGAACCACAAUAAAGUCAGUAUUCAAUGAAA
Messenger RNA from Ixodes scapularis (black-legged tick), 1821 nucleotides. RefSeq names its product protein FAM76B. The coding region runs from base 177 to 1229 and encodes 350 amino acids. The record is from RefSeq and is a predicted model, not a curated record. The transcript has 9 exons. Lineage: Eukaryota; Metazoa; Arthropoda; Arachnida; Ixodida; Ixodidae.